ACGUUGUGUUGUCUGCAGUUCUGUCGGGCUAGUGUCGAAUUUGAAUUAAGCGACUCUUACAGAAACAAACAAAAAUGCCUUUUAUUGAUGUAGAGACCAAUUUGCCGGCAAGUAAAUUUUCUGAAGACUUUCUGAAAAAGCUCUGCUCCACCACAGCGGCUGUUUUGGGGAAACCGGAGGAUAGGAUGAAUGUGGUGGUGAAGCCUGAUCUGCCCAUGUUUAUUGCUGGCUCAUGUUCCCCUGCCGUGUCGCUCUUGAUUUCUGCCGUAGCUGUGACUGACACUGCAGAGAAGAACAAGGAGCACAGUGCCAAACUCUUCCAGUUUCUCACCCAGGAGUUGGGACUCAGCCAGGACCGCAUUGUGAUCCGGUUCUACCCGCUGGAGCUGUGGCAGGUGGGGAAGAAAGGCACAGUGAUGAGCUUCCUGUAGAGAAACACACUUUACAUAUGCUACCAUCAUGCUGGUAUUGUGUGUAAGGGAAAAUUUGUUAUUGUGUAGUCUGAGAGAAAUACUUGAUUUUUGCCUUGAAAUCUGGAGGAAAAAAGGAUGUCUCGUUUCCCUCCAGUUUCAAUAUUCUUUUUAAGGAAUACUUGAGUGGAUUUUAACCUUAUUAACUGCACGUGGAACAUACAGUAUGUGUGAUUCCCACAAACCAAAAUUUCCACAUGUUUCUAUAUACUGAGAAAAGAACAAAAACCUGUAUGCAAAGCACCUUCGUAGUGGAAAUCCAGCGUCAGUAUCCUUUAUAACCACAGCACUGUUGAAUUCUCAGAUCUGAUUGGUAGAAAGUGUUGAUUAAUUUUCCGGAACAACAGGUUUAUAUUUAAUGCACUCGUUCUAAUGUUAUCACUUCUAUAGUAACAACUACUGUAAUGCACAGGGACCUGGUUAUGCCAGGCUUAAAAAUAAACAGAUUACAAAACAUGCCAUUUAACAAAGAAAAGGAUUUAAUCCUUAUACAGUGAAGCUUUUUAUAAAGACACGUUUAUGGACGGAGUCUUCACUGUCAUCUGUUUGUAAUGGUCAGUAGGUUUUCCACCAUUGGAGAGUCUUCAGAGACAGAGGACUUUGUGCUUUCCAGUGUCUCGUUAACAUGGCAAGCUGUGCCUUUUCUCUUGUAUUUGAUGGAACCUUGUGGUAUAAGAGGAGUAUGGGACAUGCUGUUCUAGGAAAACACACAUUUGCACACCCUAUCAUGUUUUUAUCUUUAUUUUCUCAGUAAUGGAAAACAUAUUGAAAUAUUUUUUUGUUGGUAAUUGCACAUACACGCAGAUGUGGGAGAUGACGUGAAAGAAAAGCUGGAAUACAUUUAAGGUAAUUUAUCAACUCCAAUUUAUUAGCCCAUAUUGGCCCAAGGGAUUCAGAAGGUGGCAACAUGGCAAUGACAAACGAGACGUCCUUAAAUGAAAUCUAGUAGUAUAGUUAAUAUUUUGUAACAAUUACCAUUUUAAUAGUUGCUAUUUAUUAGUUUUAUAUAGUAUGAAAUGUGGUCCUAAAUUUGUAUCACUUCUGAUCUAUUCUUGGGUUUCAUGUGACGUCACAUCCGCUUCAUUAGUUAUUCAAGACUUUAGCUGGUGGUCUACCAAAGCUCAGUUGACAAAGCGUUUGUGUAGAGAAGGUGCAUUGCUCGCAUGAAAAACGCCUUACGCUUGCGUUGUUUUAGGUUGUUCGAAUCGAUCAAGCCGUGAAACUGAAAAGUUUCUUCAGGGUUCCCCGUGAACUAAUAAAGGGUGAACGAACACAGGAUUUCACAAAAAGACGUCAAGAAAGGCGGCUUUUGAACCCCUCCCUGAAAUCGAAGGGAGCCGAGUCGAGGCAUGCUCGAGUUUGCAGUGAUCACUUGGUGAAAGGUUUGUAUCUCCCUCUCAGCUACGUCCUUAGUGUUUUCCAAGUACUUUUCUUGCUAUGUGUCAUUGUCAUGUGACUAAAGUCCCCGGCUGUUUCUUUGUUUACUGCUCACUCCUCACAGUCCAUAUGCAUGAAGGUCGCGACAAAAUUCUUCCCCAGCCGUACAGUUACAAUGCGCUGCGAUCACUUCUCCAUCUUGUUUAACUAAGAUCCAGGUCUUUAAAGGGGUUUCUGAUGAUCUUUGUGAAUGAUUUGCCUGAGAAAUAAGCGCCAACACAAGUGAGAAUCAAACGAACUGUUUGUUUACACUUCAACUUGCAGCACUUUGUUGUAAAGACGUGAACGAAAGCUUAAAAAAAUACAUACUUACACAGGCAAAAACAAUACAGGAUUCAUUCGGCAGUGACUUGAUACCGAGGUAUCAAAAAAGUUGUAAGCCUCCAUACUCUUCCACGUUUUCAUCUGUUUUGCGGUGUAGAAGGACGUCUGCAACACCAGAUAGUUCGAGAUGUCUGGGAACUCGACUGAAGGGUAGUUUUCAAGAUUGUACGACACAUCCUUCUUUCUCAGACUGUAGGGGUUUAUUCCAUUGCACAUCGCAAUCUUCUGAAUAUAUCUAAAGCGAGCAGUGGCUUCUAGAUUACGAGCGUACCCUGAUAAGUUAUCGCUAGUUGUUUGCACUACGGCAGCUGUUUUGGUUUGCUAGACCACCAGCUGUUUUACCAGAAGUGAAAUCGCUAAGAGAAGUCAUGUGACUGAAACCCAAGAAUAGUCUAGCUGAUCAUGUGAUCACUUAUCAUUUUUGAUUAAUGUAGAAUUUAUAUAGUUGAACAAUUUAAAGUGAUCAUGUUUCUCCUGAGGAGAGAAAGGAAGGAGUAUUGCCCCACAGACUGAUCCUAACACCCUGACAUGGAGAGAGAUGGCCUGCCUCUCUAUUCAUCUAUAAACUAUUUGUAUUAUUUUACUAAUUUUAUCCAUAUUGUUUUUAUUAUUUUCCCUUUUUCAUUCUUUGUAAGUUGACUGAAAUUAUGCAGUAUGAAAUAGUUUUGCUGGAUCAUUUCUUCUAAAUAAAUGAAUUGUUAAAUUCG
This is a messenger RNA of Neoarius graeffei (lesser salmon catfish), 2938 nucleotides long. It is a transcript of the gene ddt, whose product is annotated as D-dopachrome tautomerase. The transcript has 3 exons. Lineage: Eukaryota; Metazoa; Chordata; Actinopteri; Siluriformes; Ariidae. Bases 75 to 431 code for a protein of 118 amino acids. Gene Ontology annotation, molecular function: phenylpyruvate tautomerase activity. The record is from RefSeq and is a predicted model, not a curated record.